Molecule: messenger RNA, 636 nt
Organism: Echinostoma caproni
Lineage: Eukaryota; Metazoa; Platyhelminthes; Trematoda; Plagiorchiida; Echinostomatidae
Source: the annotation of a GenBank genome assembly
AUGCGAAGAUCUGCAUUUUUAUCUUUAAAUCAGUUCGUACGCCGAGGUUUGCACUCAUCGACCAUUUUAUUCAGCAAGGGAAAAACUUUGGAGCCUAAGCCUAUUCCCGGAACCAAAGAACACUUAGAACCUAACGCCUGGGCAAAGCGUCUUUUCGAACUGCACGAGAAACGUAACACGAAAACCGUCAAGUAUGCGGACGCAUCUCCUUUACACAUGAUUUGCCGAAUCAAACCAUUAAAAGGAGUUCCUUAUUACGAGCGCGCUUUACUCGAAAAAUUUGGAUUGGGGGAACCCGUCAAGAAAUUCCAUUGGGUUGUGGUUGAAAACAUACCCUCUGUGAACAGCGAACUCAACACCAUCAAACACUUAAUUAGGAUUCAACCUGUGAUAUUCCCCCAAGGCUUACCCUCGGAUGCGGACGAUUUAACUCAGUGUCGCCUGAUGCCUGAUGGUCGUUUUUUAAGAACUCGUGGACAAAACGUUCGCGCCAAAGUUGUUCCUGAUUCGCAGAAUUCCGUUUCCAGUUCGACCUCAACUGCACAUGCUUCGCUAUCAGAUGAUGCUCAGAUAAAGUUUCGUUGGCGUUAUUUAUCUGGCCAGGAGCAGCGCUUGAAAGGUGUACUCUUGUGCUAG